Messenger RNA from Parathielavia appendiculata, 864 nucleotides. Its product is annotated as metalloprotease. The coding region runs from base 1 to 864 and encodes 287 amino acids. The record is from RefSeq and is a predicted model, not a curated record. Gene Ontology annotation, molecular function: metallopeptidase activity. NCBI's taxonomy places the organism in Eukaryota, Fungi, Ascomycota, Sordariomycetes, Sordariales, Chaetomiaceae. The transcript is spliced from 3 exons.
AUGCGCUUCACAUUCGCCUUCACUGCCCUGGCGGCUCACAGCGCCCUCGCGGUCCCCGCAAAGCCUUCUGGACGGGGCUUUGGGUGCGGUGCCCCUGAGCCGGAUGCCGAGCACAUCAAGAUCUCCCAGAAGUUUGCCGAGAAGGAGGCUGCUUUUGCCGCUUCGGGCAACUUUUCCAUCCAGGCCGUCACCACUGUCGACACUUACUUUCAUGUCGUUGCCUCGUCGACCUCCCUGAGCGGCGGCUACCUCACUGACGCCAUGCUCACGGCCCAACUCAACGCCCUCAACGAGGCCUAUGCGCCGCACUCGAUCCAGUUCGCGCUUAAGGGCACGACGCGCACGGUCAACGCCAACUGGGCGGCCGACGGCAACGGCUACGAGAUGACCAUGAAGCGAUCGCUGCGCAAGGGCACCUACAGCAGCCUCAACGUCUACUUUCUGCGCGACAUGGGCGACAACCUCGGGUACUGCUACUUCCCCGAGGCCGGCGGCGCCACGGCGGGCUCGACCGUCCGCAUCCGCGACGGCUGCACCGUCCUGUACAGCACCGUGCCCGGCGGCAGCACCACCAACUUCAACCUGGGUGGCACCACGACGCACGAGGUCGGUCACUGGCUCGGCCUGUACCAUACCUUCCAGGGCGGCUGCACGGGCUCGGGCGACUCCGUCUCGGAUACGCCCGCCCAGGCGAGCGCUUCCAGCGGGUGCCCGGUCGGGAGAGACUCGUGCCCCAACGCGGCGGGCGUGGACCCGAUUCAUAACUAUAUGGACUACUCGUACGACUCUUGCUAUGAGGAGUUCACUGCCGGCCAGAGGGCGCGCAUGCAGAGCUUCUGGAACACCUACCGUGCUGGCAAGUAA